This is a messenger RNA of Oncorhynchus kisutch (coho salmon), 3595 nucleotides long. Its product is annotated as aerolysin-like protein. Bases 2330 to 3262 code for a protein of 310 amino acids. NCBI's taxonomy places the organism in Eukaryota, Metazoa, Chordata, Actinopteri, Salmoniformes, Salmonidae. The transcript is spliced from 4 exons. The record is from RefSeq and is a predicted model, not a curated record.
GUAUUCAGCUGUUGCAUUUUUUGGUGUUAACAAUUGAACUUCACUCGGAAUCUCAGAACCAAUCAGUUUUCUUCCAUCAAGAUCUUCUAUCGUUAUCCUUAACACCGAGGCCUGCAUAUCAUUGUAUGUAAGUACACAUUGUCCCUGAAUAAUUAUUAUACUAAUUAUUAUACUUGCUAUAAUGAGGAAUAUUUGAGAGCUACAUUUUUAUUUUAACCAACUAAUUAACAAAACACUUCAGGUGACAAAUGCUUCCUAUAUUCUGAAACAGUUGCUACAUCAGUUAAAAAGUCUAGUUAAACAAGCAUGGUGUGGGUUUGUUGUCCCCCACAAGGAAAUUGGGGAGGGGAUUACAGAUCAUUCUCUGUCUGUCCGUUCGUAUGUCUCUUUGUACGUUAGUAAAGCAAGAUAUCUCUGAGAGCACUGGGCUGAUUUUGACAAAAACUUAGGUGAAUGAUCCUUAUUGCCAUAGAGAUCCAUCAUUUACAAAAUUACACUGAUUGGUCCAAGGCGGGAGCUAUAGCAAUUAACUGCAAUUUGUUAGUCACACGCAAUAUCUAAAUUGUCCCAUAUCAAAUCAAAUGUUAUUUGUCAGAUGCGCCGAUACAACAGGUGUAGUAGACCUUACAGUGAAAUUCUUACUUAACCAACAAUGCAGUUGUAAGAAAAUAUGUUUUUUUUAAAGUAAGAGAUAAGAAUAACAAAUAAUAGCAGCAACAUAAUGUAAAAACAUACAUGCCGAUAAGACGGCAGCCCUCCCCUCUGGCGCCAUCGUGAAAUAAAUUGGGGGCUAUUGCAUCAUUCGUGGGGGACAACAUGUUUACUGUUGCCUUGUUUUCACGUGGUUGACUUUGGCCUCCUAGUGUUCUGUUUUGAAUUCAAAAGUAUGAUGUUAGUAUGAUGUUUAAUGUGAGGUGAGUAGACUGUUGAGUGUAGUGCUUUCCAUCAAGCUGUCUCUUAACCUUGACUACACUGAUUGACACAUCUAGCAUUGAGUUCUGAAAUGUUCAAAGUAGGUGACUGUUGCUAUCCCGGGCAAAUAACAGGCUUUGUUCAGUCACUUAACCAACUUUAUUAUCCAUAAUGUAUAGGAAUGCAUGAACAGGCAUGUUACCAACAAACAAACAUUCAUCUGUCUCCAACAUCUGCUCCUCUGUUGUCAGAGAUAGACCCUGCAGCAGCUGAACAGGAGGGGAGGGACUCAACUCUCUCACUUGCAGACAUAACUGUUAAUGAAUCCCAAAUAAUGAAGUUAAUAUAGUUCAUCACGUACAUUUAUCUGUUUAAAUCAAAAUAUUUGUGCACAUUAGGUACAUCUCUAGUAGGGACACGAUUGGCUGGAACGAUUUUUCAGAGUGAUUGCAGAGCGAGGGGCAGUGUAAUACGGUCUGUGUGUAGCUGGUAUAGGGGAGUGCGCAGGACAGCAGAUAUGAGUAAAUUAAGGUACUUUACUCAAAAUAUACAAAUGCGAUACAAUGAAGAGAGCUCACAUUAACGGACCUUACUACAUACAAACAAUUACCCACAAACAGACUACUGGGAACGGAGGGUUAAAUAAUGAACAAGUCAUUGGGGGAUUGAAACCCAAUGUUUAAUUUAAAUGUACCUUUAUUUUACUAGGCAAGUCAGUUAAGAACAAAUUCUUAUUUUCAAUGACGGCCUAGGAACAGUGGGUUAACUGCCUGUUCAGGGGCAGAACGACAGAUUUGUACCUUGUCAGCUCGGACUAGCAACCUUUCGGUUACUAGUCCAACGCUCUAACCAGUAGGCUACCCUGCCGAUGUGUAAGACAAAGACAAAACAAAUGGAAAAUGAAAAGUGGACCAGCGAUGGCUUGAAGGCCGGUGCUGGAUCUUCUCUCAGAAUAUUUUACAUACUGAUAGCUGACAAUGCGUGAUGACAAUUUCACCAAAUGUUUAAAAAAAAUCUUACCUAAUGCAGCUUUAACAUGAAAGCUUACUUAAAUUAGAUAAUCUAUUUCCAUAUUUGAAUCUGAGGCCGGCAUUAGCGUUGUAUGUUAGUAAAAUCAAAUCUUAAACUACUCAUCUUGCUAAGUGUAAAAAAAGAAUGUUGAACAAUGUUAUUACUAAUUAACUGCACAUUUCAUGGAACAAGCGGUUCCUAAAUGAUGUUGACUUACUGGUCAUUAUUUGCAGUUGAUCGGUAUAUAUGACAUGGUGUUUUGUAUUCACAUUGUUCACCUGUUAUUGUUUUUGUUUUCACAUGGUGGACGUUGGCCUGCCCUGCUGAUACUGUGUAAUAUGUGUUCAGAUAUUUCAAAGCAGCGACUUUGUUUGGGGAGGUUACUUGACGCACACUCAAACUCAACAUGGCAACCAGACUGACAACGAUCGGUGGUGGAGGAGGCAUGCCAUUUGAAUUCCACGGUAUGAAAAACGGUGCCACCCUCAAGAAGAUUGGAGUGGCGGUGGAAGGCUGGCAGGUGAAAGCUGUGCGGGCGGAGCUAACCGAUGGGCGUGUUGCGACCUUUGGAGAAGCGAAAACUUUCAUUGAGUUUGAGUUUGACCUCGGCGAGCACAUCACCAAGCUGUCUCUGUGGGGCAACGGCGCCGGCACACGUCUGGGUGCCAUCAAGUUCACGACGAGUAAAGAACGAGAGUUCUUUCAAAAAAUGACCAGCUGGGGACUGAAGAAAGAGUACACCAUAGAUGUAGGGUCUGGAAUCUGCCUGGGGCUGCAGGGCAGGUCUGGCGCGGACAUCGACUGCAUGGGCUUCCUCUUCAUCAACGCUGUCAAGUCGACCGAUCUGACUGACAUGAAAUAUCCCACCCUGUCCCUCUAUAAACCCCAGGUGACCCCAGAAUAUGUGAAAUCCAUUUCUCACCACAAUGACACCUCCUUGGUUCAAGAAGAAUCUGUUACAUACAGCAAAACCAUGACCAAGACUUCCUCCUGGUCCGUCAGCAACAAGAUCGAGUCCACCUUUGAAGUGACUGUCAAAGCGGGGAUCCCGGAUCUGGUCGAGCUGUCAUCAGGGUUCAGCUUGACCGUGGGAGUGGAGCGUUCCUCCAGCCUGGAGAAGUCAGAGUCCAUAAUAGAAUCGGAUACCAUCAACGUGAAGAUCCCGCCAGGGAAGACCAUAGAUAUUGAGAUCACAGUGGGGAAAGCAAAUAUCAACCUCGACUACGAGGCCAAUGUGAAAGUCACCUGCAUGAAUGGCAGUCAGCUGGUCUUCCCAUCCAAAGGCAUCUACAAUGCUGUUACUUACACUUCAGCGAGGGUAUCCACAAAGGAGAGAUGAGACAAGUGUGUGACAUCCUGAAUAAUAAGCACAGUGAUAGAAUGUGACACAAUUACUAAUUAUUUGUGUGCCUUCUCUGUUAUUAUGAUCAUCUUUUGAGCGAUUCUAAUUGAACCAUGUUGCCUCAGCUCUUUAUUUCUGUCUCAGCAGAGGGUAUAACAACAGCUGGGUCAUUCCUACAAUCCGGUGCCUUUUGUGUGAAUGAUUGAGCAACAUUCACUACGAAAUGUUUUCUUACAUGCUUAGACCCCAUUUACCAUAAAAAACAAUGUUAUGUAACUGUAAUAAAUUUCAUUUAUAAUAAAGAAUUUGUCUGGUGUGUCAGUAACCUUU